Messenger RNA from Symbiodinium natans, 1074 nucleotides. The record is from the annotation of a GenBank genome assembly. NCBI's taxonomy places the organism in Eukaryota, Dinophyceae, Suessiales, Symbiodiniaceae.
AUGGGUUCCAGUUCCUCCCAGAGCGCGGACGUCGCUGGCCCAACGCAGCUCGAGGACAAGUACUACCCAGAGUGGAUCAAGAACCCUGAGAACAUCAAGGACCUCUCCGGGCGCGUGGCGCUGAUCACCGGCGUCUCCACGUCCUCGGGCCUGGGCUUCUACGCCACGAAGGCCCUGGCUGCCAGGGGCGCCCAGUGCGUCAUCACCGUGCGGAACGUGGAGAAGGGCAACGCGGUGAAGGCGGACCUGGAGGCGAAGCUCAAGGAGGAGGGCGCCUCGGCCAAGCCCAUCGCGGUCAUGAAGAUGGACAACUGCGACUUCGAGAGUGUCCGCAGCUUCGCAGAGGAGUUCAAGAAGCAGUACGAUCGCCUGGACAUCGUGUGCAACAACGCGGGCGUCAUGGGGCUGGACGUCCAGAUGACUAAGGAUGGCUACGACAUCCAGAUCCAGACGAACCACCUCAGCCACUUCCUGAUGACCGCCCGGCUCUGGCCCCUCCUCAAGUCGACGGCCGAGAAGUACGGCGACGUCACCCUGACGCAGGUCUCCUCUGGCGCCUCGGAGAAGGGCGGGCCCACGGUGGACACCAGCGACCUGAACAACCCGCAUCCCUCCCACGGCCUGCUGCUCUACCUGGCACCCUUCGUUCUGGGAGGCACCACCGGGCACUGGGCCCGGUAUGGCCAGUCCAAGCUGGCCAACGUGCUCUUUGCCAAUGAGCUCCAGAGGAGGCUCAAGGCCGCGGGCUUGGGGGAGAAGAUGAAGUCCAGCUCCUGCCACCCGGGCCUGGCCGCCACCAACUUGCAGAUCACCACCCAGAAGGGCGGGGGCAUGAAGGACGGGGCCGGCUACCAGAAGGGCGGCCAGUCUUGCGCGGACGGAUCCCUGCCUCUGGUCAUGGCCGUGGCGCACCCGACGCUUUGCGAGGGCGGGGCCUACUACGGUCCUGCUGAGGGUCGCACGGGUGCGCCCAUCAAGACGACCAACGCGAACCCCAUGGCCUACGAUGAGGCAGUCGCGAAGGCCCUCUGGGAAGCCUCAGAGAAGGCGGUCGGAGAGGAGUUCAAGCUCUGA